Messenger RNA from Callorhinchus milii (elephant shark), 613 nucleotides. RefSeq names its product LSM3 homolog, U6 small nuclear RNA and mRNA degradation associated (gene lsm3). Gene Ontology annotation, cellular component: precatalytic spliceosome; U4/U6 x U5 tri-snRNP complex; P-body. The record is from RefSeq and is marked provisional. Gene Ontology annotation, biological process: P-body assembly; mRNA splicing, via spliceosome. NCBI's taxonomy places the organism in Eukaryota, Metazoa, Chordata, Chondrichthyes, Chimaeriformes, Callorhinchidae. Gene Ontology annotation, molecular function: RNA binding.
GUGUGGCGCGCGAACGGGUUCGGUCGGCAUCAACAUGGCGGACGAAGGGGACCAGCCCCAAACUACUAACACUGUAGAAGAACCUCUUGAUCUGAUCAGGCUUAGUCUCGAUGAACGGAUUUAUGUGAAAAUGAGAAAUGAUCGAGAGCUUCGAGGGAGACUACAUGCUUAUGAUCAGCAUUUGAACAUGAUUUUGGGAGAUGUAGAAGAAACAGUAACUACAGUAGAAAUUGAUGAAGAAACUUAUGAAGAGAUAUAUAAAUCCACCAAGAGAAAUAUCCCAAUGCUGUUUGUUCGAGGUGACGGUGUGGUACUUGUGGCUCCCCCUCUGAGAGUUGUUUAAACCACAAGCUAAACUUUAAGGACUGAACUGCAACUUGCAGUAACAUUUUCAGUUACAAUAUUUUCUGAAUGGGAGACCGAUCAGCUUUUAUAGACAAUACUUUAAAAAACAAUUGGGAUAGGUCCUGAUAAUCUUUUGUCCUUUUUUAUCGUUUAUUUUUUUAAGAAGCCGGGCAAGGUUUGUUACUUGUUUAACGGCAGAAUUUGAGAAGCAAAUGAGGAUUUCAUUUGACAUAAUAAAGUCCAGCCCUGAACGGCUAUGUAUACCCUC